Messenger RNA from Trachemys scripta elegans, 3327 nucleotides. RefSeq names its product FERM domain containing 5 (gene FRMD5). The coding region runs from base 142 to 1620 and encodes 492 amino acids. Lineage: Eukaryota; Metazoa; Chordata; Testudines; Emydidae. Gene Ontology annotation, cellular component: cytoskeleton. The transcript is spliced from 13 exons. The record is from RefSeq and is a predicted model, not a curated record.
AGAGAUGCCAAGGGUCAGUAUCUGUUUGACCUUCUCUGCCAUCACCUAAACUUACUGGAGAAAGACUACUUUGGAAUUCGGUUUGUGGACCCAGACAAGCAAAGGCAUUGGUUGGAGUUUACAAAGUCUGUUGUGAAGCAGAUGAGAGCCCAGCCUCCAUUCACCAUGUGUUUUCGUGUGAAGUUUUAUCCCACCGACCCUGCUGCUCUGAAGGAGGAAAUAACCAGGUAUUUAGUCUUCCUGCAGAUCAAAAGAGAUCUCUACCAUGGCCGCCUUCUCUGCAAGACAUCGGAUGCUGCAUUGUUAGCUGCCUAUAUCCUUCAAGCCGAGAUUGGGGACUACGACCCUGGGAAGCACCCAGAAGGCUACAGCUCCAAGUUCCAAUUUUUCCCCAAACAUUCGGAAAAGCUGGAAAGGAAAAUUGCAGAGAUUCACAAAACAGAACUGAGUGGUCAGACACCAGCUACUUCAGAGUUAAAUUUUUUAAGAAAAGCCCAGACCCUGGAGACAUACGGAGUUGACCCACACCCAUGCAAGGAUGUGUCAGGAAAUGCGGCAUUUUUGGCCUUCACUCCCUUUGGUUUUGUUGUUCUGCAGGGAAACAAGAGAAUUCACUUCAUCAAAUGGAACGAGGUAGCCAAAAUGAAAUUCGAAGGAAAGACAUUCUGUUUAUAUGUAAGUCAGAAAGAGGAAAAGAAAAUUGCUCUUACUUAUUUUGCUCCAACACCAGAAGCGUGCAAGCAUCUCUGGAAAUGUGGGAUAGAAAACCAAGCUUUUUACAAGUUGGAGAAGUCAAGCCAGGUCCGCACAGUAUCCAGCAGCAACUUGUUCUUUAAAGGAAGCCGGUUCCGAUACAGUGGCCGAGUUGCAAAAGAAGUGAUGGAAUCUAGUGCCAAGAUCAAGAGGGAGCCCCCAGAAAUUCACAGAGCAGGAUUGGUUCCUAGCCGCAGCUGCCCUUCCAUCACUCACGGGCCAAGACUCAGCAGUGUCCCCAGGACGCGAAGGCGAGCUGUUCACAUCUCCAUCAUGGAAGGCCUGGAGUCGCUGAGGGACAGCGCUCACUCGACCCCCGUGCGUUCAGCCUCUCAUGGAGAUGCUUUUAUGUCCCAUUCGCGGAGUAGCAGAGCUGAGAGCAGUGAGAGAGUGGCAGUCAUCUCCGACGAGAUCUACAGCCCUGCGGAUAGCGUGCUUCCCACGCCGGUGGCAGAACACAGCCUGGAGCUGAUGCUGCUCGCCAGGCAGAUCAAUGGCGCCCCCUGCAGUAUUGAAGAAGAAAAGGAGUCUGAAGCCAACACACCUACUGCAACUGAGGCUGAUGAGAUGGGAGGCGAGUUCAAAGCCUUGAGGCAGGGUGGUGGUGGCGAUGGCGGGACACAAGCUGCACAGGUGAAUAAGUUUGUUUUAAGUGUCCUCCGUUUGCUCCUUGUGACAGUUGGACUCCUCUUUGUUUUGCUCCUUCUCCUGAUCAUCCUUACCGAGUCUGACCUUGACAUUGCCUUUUUCCGUGAUAUUCGCCAGACCCCCGAGUUUGAACAAUUCCAUUAUCAAUACUUUUGUCCCCUCAGGCGAUGGUUUGCCUGCAAAGUCCGCUCCGUCCUGAGCCUACUCAUUGACACCUGAAGGCAUGACUCUUCCUAAUAACUAGCCAGGUGGAUUCAGAAGAUACCUGCUACCAGUUCCCAGCCAAUGGGACCCAUCGUGGCACCAUCGGCCCAUAAACUAAGUCCUCCUUUCAUGAAUCAAAGUACACUGCGCCCUAGGAUGUUUGUUCCUGGAAGAAGAAAGGGAUAGAUUUAUGACAGAUUAAAAACGCAUUUCUUUAGCGCUCCACUUUCCUGAAGUACUCAACCAUUCAGUUUUUAAUCCUUGAAGUUUGCAGAAUAAUUUAAGAUUUUAAUUUUCAUAGAUGUGUUACUCUGAAGGUAUCAAAUAAGAGGAAUUUAUUUUAUUACUACUGAUUAUUGCAUUAGUGUCAGCCAAUAGCGACACUAGUUUAAGACUAGAAAUAUUGCAUUAUGCAGGAGCUUUAGUAAUGGUGCUACUGAGUUGUUCUUUAAAUACUAGUGUAUUAUUUCAUUAUUAAAACUGCCUCUGUGCACAGCACUACCACCUUCACAUUAUUUUAAAGAGAUCCUCCUUUUACUAACUAGAGCGUCUUAACUGGCAAAUGGUUUAUUCUUUAGAAAGUGAUCUGGUACAAUACCAUCAUCAACUUAGAAACGUUUUCACAAACAACAGAGUGGGCAAGAAACAGGGAAGCCAGGAGUGGCAGUGUCUGUUCCUUUAAGUAGCAUAGAAAGAUGUGAAUACCUAUCCUACUCUACAACAUAGGCAUUUUCUGAUUAUGUUAAGCCUUGAACCUUUAGUGCACCGCAGUGGCGUUUACUAUAGAGGUGUUAAAUCCCUAAAGACAGUGGGAGUUGAGUAUAUGGGGGUAGUAGAUAAAUGUACUCAGUUAUGUUCUAUAAAGUCUGGGUGUGUAGCUAGUAAUCAGACCGGAUUGAUUUGGAAUACAUUUUGCCUCCGAAAGUUGUACUUGUUUUGUAUAAAAAAACUGUUCAACCUAUAUUUUAAACAAAAUAGCAUUUUGUUAUUGAUACUAAUCAAGUCUUUUUUUAACUUUAUGGAUUAGAUGAACAUAGUGUGAUAUACAAAAUGAUUGGAGUAAGCCAAUUACUUUGAGAAUAAAUGUUUUGUAGAAUGGAAUUCUAAUGGCAGAUUAACCCAUUACUUGUUUUGGAAAAAAGAGCAGAUUUUUUGAAAAUUUUCAAAGGUAAAGAGCAGAAUUACAGAAGUGGAGGCAACAGUGAAAAAAACCAAGACAAAUAUGAGAUCUAUCCUUAAGGGAAAAAAGUGUAAUUAACUAAUUUCUAUUGUGACAUGAACACUUGAAUCUUUUAUUACCUGGCAAAAACAGCAGCCCAUUUGUAAGGGGAGCAAUAAUCUCUACUGUAAAGUUUCUUGUGAAGCUGGGCAUAUUUAACAAAUAGCAAGAGUUUCAUUUCAUCUCAGGGAGAGAUUUUAAGCAAGCCGAGGCCAUAGACCUAAUUGUAAAAGCUCUGAUUUACAUUUUCUGCACCUUUAACCAUCUCUGCACACAAGUUCAAGCACUGCUGGUGCGCGUACACACACACACACACUCCCUUUGAAGAUGAGUUAUGAUUUUGUCCUGAACUGGUCAGUUGUGCUCUUUUGCCAAAUGUUCAGUCAUCCAUAUAGAGAAUAAUCUGAAAGUCAGUUAGAUUCAGACUAUUUGUCACUGCAAUAAAUAAGGUCCAUUUUACUAGUCUGUCAGAUCUUAAAAAAAAAAACACACACACACACACA